Molecule: messenger RNA, 1076 nt
Organism: Truncatella angustata
Lineage: Eukaryota; Fungi; Ascomycota; Sordariomycetes; Amphisphaeriales; Sporocadaceae
Exons: 1
Coding region: 336-836 (166 amino acids)
Source: RefSeq, a predicted model, not a curated record
GAUCGGACCCUUAUUGUUUGGCGGGGGGGAGUUUUAGUUGGAGCUUCUGCACUGCGCAAUGGCGGGGUGAUCCGAAAGAGCAGAGCGAACGCGCAAAAGCCCAAAACUGCCCCUCCAUCGCCUUACUCAUUCAGCACGCCUUGCCACGCCCUUCAGCGCCCUUCCGCGCCCUCAGCAUCCUUCAGCCUUGUCCUUGUUGGCUGCUCAGCAGUUUCUGUUCUGCUACACCUCAGCCUAAACUGAUCUCAUGGUCUUUGAAGGGUCCCUGUGCAGGCUCAUACUCCAUUCGCAUCUACAGUCGUGAUUUGUCAAACGAUUACUGAAACACCUUCACAAUGGCGUCGGACCCGUUUGAAGACGUCCUGAAUUUGGAGGACGGAUAUUAUGAACAGGGGUAUACUCAGGGGUAUGAAGAUGGCUACCAAUCUGGCAAGAUCGAAGGUCGCUCUGUCGGGCUCAAGUCGGGCUACGAGAAGUUCCUAGAGGCAGGCCGUCUACAGGGCAAAGCCAUAGUCUGGGCCAACCGCCUGUCCAAUCUACGCGGAGCCGCCGGUGCAGCGAGUGGGCCUCGAUCUUCUACAAGACAGGCAGCCGCAGAAUUGCAACUGCCACCACUGGCCAGCAAUGCGAGGUUAGAAAAGAACGUCAGCUCACUACAUGCACUCGUCGAGCCCGGGACCUUGUCUGCCGAGAAUAACGACGAGGCCGUCAACGACUUUGAUGAUCGCUUCAAGCGGGCUCAGGGAAAGCUGAAGAUCGUAGAGAGGAUGCUCGGGGAAGAUGCUGAGAAGGCCGAUCCCAAACAAAGUCCACCUCCACCUCGAAAUGAGAUAUGAAACCGAGUUCCCAUCUCGAAUGGAAACCUACACCUACACCUCCAUCGGCUUGCAGUCUCCCCCCAAGAGACUUGCACUGCCUCACCACCGCACCGCAAGGGCAUUCGUUCGCUGAAGCGCACGUCAUUGGCCAAGUCAAAUCCUCCCGCCCAACGAACAGGUCGUGCACAGCUACCGAAGACACUGAGUCUUAGUCUUACGGUAAGGAAUCAUAUGUCCGAGUCUGCAAAGGGACAUUCG